UCAUUAUAUGUAUAAAUGUACUUUAAUGACAGGACAUGCGUGGGGCGUGUGUUAAUGUUUUGUGAGUGAUGGUGAACGUACUUUAUUUUUUAUGUUUAGCAGUACAAAGCGUGGGUUAAGUUUGGAGUGAGAGAGAUUGGGAUGUCUGAGCCAUUUCAGUCUGGCGACCGUUACACAAGCGGAUGCACGUGUAGUGAAAGUUAAGACAAGUAUUAAUAUUUGUAGAUUCCUAUACUGGAUAAAAGGUUCGCGGGACACGAGCACUGUCUGUGUGGCGCGGGAAGGUCCCGCUAAGCCAAACAGCCCCGGUAAUCCGUUUCCUUACCAAGUCUCUUCUUUGUCAUUUCGAGGAAGAACAUUAACCUUAAUUUUCACAGCCUGAAUUUAAAAAGAGUAAACCAUGCUAACCCUGAUAAAGCAGCCUUUCCAGCUCACCAUGAAGGUCUGCCUGUUUAUCAGGUAAUCAGACUACUGAUGGUUACGGUCCAUCAUAGCCAGAAGAGGCAGAAGGGAUCAGGAAAUGUGAAAGGAGGUCUUUUGGUUUCGGUGUCAGCAGAGACCGCCGGAUCUCCCUCUGACCAUGUUUGUGGUACAGUUGCAGCGGCUGGAUACUGGUGCUCAGAAUGCACAUUUGAAGAUGUUCAGCGUGAGGUCACGCAAAAUUUAGAUUCAUCCAUCUCAAUAGGCUCCCCUACUGACCCAGAGCAACUUAGUGAAUUCUUAGACAGAUGUGGACCUCUUCGUUUCCACAUUUCUUUCCAGGUGACUGGAAGGAGUCGGGUUUCUGAAGGAGACUGGCUGAAGACAGAACAAUUGUUACACCGACUCAGCCUUGUCCAUGCGCAAGUGGAAAUUUACUUCAGUUUAAAACUAAAUGAAGCCAUAUCCCAGAAAAUCUAUCGCUGCAGGGCACACUGGAGGUUUGCACUAUUGGGCGGCUGCAUAGGCACAGAGAGCGCCCUCUAUCUACUGCCUGGGCCCCCUGCUGGCCCUAGUGGUCAGUGCACCCAGCUGCACCCUGUUCCCGGUGCGGCCACCCCCCUGCUGCUUCCUCACUCUCUGGUUGAGAUGGGUCUGUGUGGCACCAUCAGCCUCCUUCCCGCCGCGGCCCUCAGCCCCUGUGUGGCUCAGAACCCUAACUGGCCAGCCCAGCUUGUUGACAUACGCAUUUUUCUUUAUGGUCCCUCCAAUCUGCCCCUGUUGUGUGAUGCUGAAGAGCGUCCCCUAAGCUUCCUACGUGAUUUUGCACAUUUACUGUCCUGGAAAGAGUUUGGCCUCUCUGGAGUUCGGUGCUCAGAAAACUCUACAGAAGCAGGCUGUUUGCUCUCUGAGAUGGUCUACACUGUGGAGGGGAGCGAGCAAAGUGCAGCUGUGGGCCAGACUCUCCUCCUGUUCCUCUUUCUCCAGCACAGCGACCCCUUCUGUUCACAGCUCUCUGAUUUUGUUGUCAGUGAGGAGCUUCUAGUGCAAAAUCUGGACCGGAUUCUUCAGCACAACCAGGAGAGGGUGAAGGUGGCGCUACACUCUCUUCUCCAGUGCACACUGAGUGGUUCUUUAAAGAGACAAAAGGCUCAAGCAAAGAUGCAGGCUGCCAUCCCCGUCAUCCUCAGCUCACUGUCCAGUGUGGUGAGCAGCAGUAGCAGCCUGGCUUUCAGGACCACCUGUCUCAACAGCAUGAAGGUGCAGGACACUCAGGAGCUGGGUAUCACUCUUAAACAGGCUCUCCUGGAGGUCACACAGAACCGAUUCAUGCCCAGCCGCAAAUGUAACAAUAAGUGUUUGCGGAGGGCAUCAGGAGAUGGUGAUGUGGACGGUUCUGACCAUAAACAUGCACCACUGAGGCUGGAGGACAGUUCAAGGAGUUUGUCUGGUGCUCUUGACCACAAAGAGUUAGGUGUGGAAGCCUCACACAGUCAGACUGGUGGUGAGUCCACUACUGUGAAGAAGCCACGAGUUGCUGGGGUCAGCACACACCCCUCAGCUCACAAGCAGACACACACGGGCCCCUGGAUGCCAGCCCAGCAUGACAUACCUGGGCUCUCUCAGACUCAGCCCACUGCCGCGGCCCACACAGCGUGCAGCGACCCUGUGCCUCGUUCUCUGGGCAAAGACAACCAGCAGGUGCAUUGCAGUCAUCAUGGAUCACCCGCACUAACCCAGUCAACACUCUAUCUGACCACCUAACCUGGAGGACCAGGUCUGGUUGCACAUGUUUGACUGGGACUGCUAGCAUGCUGCGUUCUGGGAGACUCCUCCGAGACUAUAUUAGCAUGCUGCAAGGGACUUGGUCAUUUACCAAGGGUCCUCUCCAUAACCUGUGUCUGCAGUCUUCAGUUCACUAUCAGUGUUAACAACAGGAUUUAAUUAUUUUUGUUAAUCAGAACUAUUACAAGGUAUGUAUUAGUUUAUUAAACUUUGAAAUAUCUUUAAGAACCGGCUGUACACUGAUUGUGCAUUCUUCCUCUGCAUAUAAAUUAAAGUGCCACCCAUUUGGGGGCGUUUCUAUUAGCACGAGGGCGUUUUUGAUUGGUUGUCAGGCUACUGCCGUAAAGCGAUGGCGGGAUUUUCUUUUCUAGCGACAGCAGGGACAAGGGAAUUGUGAUUGUAUCAUUUUUUUUAUUUUUAUUUUAUAGAGUGUUAACUAAGAUACAUAGUUGCACAUUGUUUGUGUGUGUGGUAAACAUCCUCGUUUUGGUGUUUUCCAAUUAAACACAUUGCUUGACGAUUGCUCUAAAUUUGGAAUUUACUUAGCUAGCAGCUCGUGUACCGAAGAUCGGACAGUCGGUGAAUAUUACUAAUAAAAACUACCAGCAAGUGUUUCUGGAUUCUCAAAA
Molecule: messenger RNA, 2834 nt
Organism: Paramormyrops kingsleyae
Lineage: Eukaryota; Metazoa; Chordata; Actinopteri; Osteoglossiformes; Mormyridae
Source: RefSeq, a predicted model, not a curated record